Molecule: messenger RNA, 222 nt
Organism: Vairimorpha ceranae
Lineage: Eukaryota; Fungi; Microsporidia; Nosematidae
Exons: 1
Coding region: 1-222 (73 amino acids)
Source: RefSeq, a predicted model, not a curated record
AUGUAUGACAAAAAAUCAUUAAAGAAAAUUUUUAUUUUUGCAAAACUUGUAAUUAUAAAAAAAAAGAGAUUUUUUACUUUUGAUCAAUUACAGAUUUAUACCCGAACAACAAAAAUUUACACUCUAAUACAACUUUAUGAGGCUGUUUUGAUAAUUAUGUUGAUGUUGGAACAAUUAGCGUUUUUUGUGUUUUAUAUCGAGAAGAAUUUUCGGCCCGUUUAA